AUGCAGCUCGUCGACAACGACGAGUUCUUCAAACGAUUGGGGGCGUUGUUCGAUUCAUCAAAAGAGCACGGCUCGAUAUGGCUCACACAUAAACGCCUUACACAUGACGACGCCGACGCCCCCAUGCCCGAUGCCGAUUUGGCUGAUCAGUACCCAUGUCUAGUACGCGCUACAGACGGCAACGAGACCAAGUUCUCCACACGGGUCCUGCCCGGUGAACUGGAGAAGUUUCACGCGACAUAUGCUGCACUCCUACGAGCGUCGAUGGGUUCUCUACGUAAACGCGACAAGAAACGCGAGAAGCAGCGGGCGGAGGAGGCUGCAGCGCGCAAGAAGAAGCGCGAACAGACGAUCGUGGUGGAUGGGCCAAAACGCGGCGCCGGGAGGAGAAAACGGCAACGAAAGGUCAAAGCCGCGCAGAAGCAGGAGGAGGCGAGGAUCAGGAUAGCAGAACGAGAAGACAAGGCUGCCAAAACCUCGAAGGUGUAG
Peniophora sp. CBMAI 1063 is the source of this 489-nucleotide messenger RNA. NCBI's taxonomy places the organism in Eukaryota, Fungi, Basidiomycota, Agaricomycetes, Russulales, Peniophoraceae. The record is from the annotation of a GenBank genome assembly.